AUGUCGCGUCGAGCGCGCUGUUCGACGGGGAGCAGAAGGGAGGCGAGCUGCAGCCGCCUCCGCGUGAAAUUUCCGGCAGGCCGUCCCGGACGCUGGGUAAAUACGCGUCAACAGCCGCCCUCGUUAUUCCGAACGUUCACCCCAUGGCCCACGGAGCGCAUCGUCAGUGUCGUUGAGCACGGCGCAAAGCAUACGACUGACAACGAGACAGCCCCGGGCUUCCACCCCCACCUUCCUGGUGCCGGCCACAGAUGGCUGGGCAAGCUCAUCGGCGCUUCAAUGUGGUUCUUCAUGUUCUACCGCAUCCGGUGCGUGCUAUACCAGGAUUCCUCCAGCUAG
Messenger RNA from Schizophyllum commune H4-8, 339 nucleotides. RefSeq lists its product as uncharacterized. The coding region runs from base 1 to 339 and encodes 112 amino acids. Lineage: Eukaryota; Fungi; Basidiomycota; Agaricomycetes; Agaricales; Schizophyllaceae. The transcript has a single exon. The record is from RefSeq and is a predicted model, not a curated record.